This is a messenger RNA of Charadrius vociferus (killdeer), 1065 nucleotides long. RefSeq names its product sphingosine-1-phosphate phosphatase 1 (gene SGPP1). NCBI's taxonomy places the organism in Eukaryota, Metazoa, Chordata, Aves, Charadriiformes, Charadriidae. Gene Ontology annotation, biological process: sphingosine metabolic process; phospholipid dephosphorylation. The record is from RefSeq and is a predicted model, not a curated record. Bases 1 to 1065 code for a protein of 354 amino acids. The transcript has 4 exons. Gene Ontology annotation, cellular component: endoplasmic reticulum membrane. Gene Ontology annotation, molecular function: sphingosine-1-phosphate phosphatase activity.
AUGGCUGCAAGUACGCUGGUUUGCCAGGCAUCCUUGAAAAUGCAUGUGUUACGGAUGUCAUGCUCAGACGGCACUUGUGUGGAGGACGGCAGUCAGGAGUUCUCCACCCGCAGCCGGUUCCUCUACUAUCUCUUCAGCCUGGGCACGGAGCUGGGCAACGAGCUCUUCUACAUCCUCUUCUUCCCCUUCUGCAUCUGGAACUUGGACGCCUGGCUGGGCCGGAGGCUUAUCAUCAUCUGGGUGUGGGUGAUGUACCUGGGGCAAUGCACCAAGGAUGUCAUCCGCUGGCCGCGGCCUGCCUCCCCGCCCGUGGUGAAGCUGGAAGUCUUCUACAACUCCGAGUACAGCAUGCCCUCCACCCACGCCAUGUCGGGCACAGCCAUCCCCCUGGCGCUCCUGCUGCUCAGCUACGGCCGCUGGCAGUAUCCCCUUAUGUUUGGACUCAUCCUUGCCUUCUGCUGGUGUUCUUUGGUUUGCUGUAGUCGAAUUUAUAUGGGAAUGCAUUCAAUUUUGGAUGUUAUUGCUGGAUUUCUGUAUGCUAUUCUCAUCUUGAUUGUCUUCCAUCCAGUUGUGGACCUGAUUGAUAACUUCAACUUAACUUACAAAUACGCACCCUUAAUUAUCAUCAGUCUCCAUUUAGCCCUGGGCAUCUUCUCUUUUACUCUAGACACCUGGAGCACAUCCCGUGGAGACACAGCUCAGAUACUGGGCUGUGGUGCUGGAGUAGCCUGUGGCUCUCACAUUAACUACAUAAUGGGUCUAAAGCUAGAUCCUCCUCCCAAUACAUUACCUUUAUCUCUUUCCUCUCUCACUGUGACUGUGUUUGGAAAAGCCAUAUUGCGGUUGUUGAUUGGAGUAAUAGUUCUGUUGUUAACAAAAGUAGCGAUGAAAAAAGCCACUAUUCCACUGGCAUGUAAAAUAUUUCGCAUACCACACGAUGACAUACGGAAAGCAAGACAACGCAUGGAAGUUGAGCUUCCCUAUCGCUAUAUUACUUAUGGAAUGGUUGGGUUCUCCCUCAUGUUUAUUGUUCCUUGCCUCUUCCAUUUUAUUGGGCUGUCUUGA